AAAAAAAAACUUUCCUCCUCUAUUGUCUUGUAUGCGUCUCUCUCUCCCCGUCUCUUGGGCCGUGACCUGUUGAGUCCCGACUGAUCACUCAUCACAGAGACAGAGAGACAGAGACAGGGAGAGACGGAGAGGGAGAGAUGCUGGAAAACCCUACACCUACACUACCAGCAUCGGAUGCACCCGUCAAGCGAUAUGCUCCUCCCAAUCAAAGGAAUCGCAAUCUCCACCGGCGCAAGUCCUCAGAUCGGUUUGAUCGAGCAAACAAUCUUUACGGGAAUGAUGUAGAGAAGAAUCAAGUUGCUGCUCCUAGAAAUGUGCCCAUCAUAGAUCAUGGUGAUUCAGUGAGCAGCAAUCUUCUGAAUGUAAACCCGCGUUCAAGAUUGAUUGCUUUAGAGGGGUGUUAUAGCAGUGAAGCUUCUCAACUCUUGAAUGAUCGUUGGGCAGCUGCAAUGCAUUGCUACAGUAAUCCAUCAAUAGAUUUAUCUGAGAGACCAGUUAUGUAUGCUGCACCAGCGUGGGUUCAAGGUCAAUUUACACCUCAGGGAAGAGUGGAUUUCUUGGGUGAACUUCGUCGGGCGGUGCGCAAUGCGAAUGCCAGUUUUAGCACCUGAUGCUCCAUCGGAACGGACGAAUGUUAUGGACUGGAUUUGUAUAAUACUUUUGGAAUUCAAUUUCAGGGGUACCUUGUGGCCAAAAAGAAAAAAAAUUGAAAGAACAGGACUGCCUGUUAUUUGUGUUUAUCAAAACAAAAUUUGUGAAACUUUGUUGUUAGCACAUGGUGAUUAUGGGACAAAAAGCAUGGUCCAUGCAUCUACACAAUCACAACUAAGCAUGUGCUGCGUGUAUCGACCAUGUAUGUAUGGCUUAUGUAUGGAUAUAAUGAGCCACAUCUCUCUCUCUCUC
Corylus avellana is the source of this 903-nucleotide messenger RNA. RefSeq lists its product as uncharacterized. The record is from RefSeq and is a predicted model, not a curated record. NCBI's taxonomy places the organism in Eukaryota, Viridiplantae, Streptophyta, Magnoliopsida, Fagales, Betulaceae.